Molecule: messenger RNA, 510 nt
Organism: Paecilomyces variotii
Lineage: Eukaryota; Fungi; Ascomycota; Eurotiomycetes; Eurotiales; Thermoascaceae
Product: putative ARP2/3 complex 20 kDa subunit
Exons: 5
Coding region: 1-510 (169 amino acids)
Biological process (GO): Arp2/3 complex-mediated actin nucleation; actin filament polymerization
Cellular component (GO): Arp2/3 protein complex; actin cytoskeleton
Molecular function (GO): actin filament binding
Source: RefSeq, a predicted model, not a curated record
AUGUCUCAGUCGCUGCGACCCUACCUUCAAUGUGUCCGGUCGUCCCUGACCGCCGCACUCACUGCUUCCAACUUCGCAUCGCAGACGUCGGAAAGACACAAUGUGCCCGAAAUCGAAGCUGCAACCUCUCCAGAGCUUUUGCUGAAUCCUCUUACCGUCGCCCGUAAUGAGAAUGAGAAAGUCCUCAUCGAGCCUAGUGUCAACAGUGUCCGAGUUAGCAUCCGAAUAAAACAGGCAGACGAGAUCGAACAUAUCCUCGUACAUAAGUUUACCCGAUUCUUGACGCAGCGCGCAGAGUCAUUUUUCAUCUUGAGACGGAAGCCGGUCAAGGGAUACGAUAUCUCCUUCCUGAUCACCAACUUCCACACGGAAGCCAUGUUGAAGCACAAGCUGGUGGACUUUAUUAUUCAGUUCAUGGAGGAGGUGGACAAGGAAAUUUCAGAGAUGAAACUUUUCCUGAACGCGCGUGCCCGUUUCGUAGCAGAAUCUUUCUUGACUCCGUUUGACUAA